CUGAGCAAACAGAGAGAGGAUUAUAAACCCCCCCGGCAGUGGGAGCUGUGCAUUCUGCAGGCAACCGUGGGGUGCAGCUGAGCGUGGACAUGGGAUCCCAAGGCAUCCGUCUCCUGGCAGGGCUCCUUGUCCUGGGGCUGUGUGCUCUGGCCAUGGCCGAGAAACCUUCUGCCUGUCAGUGCUCACGGAUCAGCCCCAAGAACAGGACGAACUGCGGCUUCCCGGGCAUCAGCAGCGACGACUGCUUCUCCAACGGCUGCUGCUUCGACUCCACCAUCCGCAACGUCCCCUGGUGUUUCGAUCCCCUCCCGAAGCAAGAGAACCAGGAGUGCAUCAUGGAAGUCUCGGCCCGCGUGAACUGUGGUUUCCCGGGCAUCAGUUCUGAGGAGUGUGCGUCUCGGAAUUGCUGCUUUUCCGACACCAUCCGUCAAGUGCCCUGGUGUUUCUACCCACUCUCUGUGGAAGACUGUCACUAUUAAGGGGCAGUGCCUUCAGAGGACCCACCAGGCUCCCUGGAUGUUCUGAAACAGAAGAAGAAUUCUCACCGUCUUAUCGGUUUCAGAUUUCACGCUUCCUGAAUUCCUGAGUUUUCCUAAUCUGCUUUUUGUCUUUUUCAAUGGUUUAACAUACAAUUUCUUCAAAUAAAGAAAACUCUUAAAAU
Molecule: messenger RNA, 661 nt
Organism: Ceratotherium simum simum (southern white rhinoceros)
Lineage: Eukaryota; Metazoa; Chordata; Mammalia; Perissodactyla; Rhinocerotidae
Source: RefSeq, a predicted model, not a curated record